UCUGGCCAGGCCACGUUGGUGGUGUCUUUGUGGGGGUGAGUUUGAGACGACGAGACAUAACACGUUAUUAUAACAAUGCAGCUUCGCCUCAUCCACUAGUUACACUUACAUCGAGGUGAGGGUGAAGUUUCAAAAAUUACACCUAUCACCUUACUAUUUGUUUUUCUACUUUUAAUAACUCUCAAAUUCUUAUUUUGCACCCCUAAACCAUUUUCACACUCAUUUCACUCUUCUCUCUCGACCCCCUCUGUGACCCUAUUCGAACAGGUUAUUUUUUCGUCUUGGGUCUUCUUUUCUCAUGGUGAACAUUUGAGCCUGGCUUUUAAUUUUUCGGUCAUGGGAUUUCUAAGGUUUAUUAGAAGGUAUAGUUACCCUUUCAAAGGCAAAACUCAAAAUAGAGCAUGCUUAAUUCAGCAUAUGCAAAGCAGAGGCUUCUCAAAGGUGGAAGCUUUCAAUGGCAAUGAUGCAGUGGUUCCUGUUCUGAUCAUUGGUGCAGGGCCUGUGGGUCUUGUUCUCUCUAUUCUGCUCACAAAAUUAGGUAUUAAUUGCGCAGUUUUGGAGAGAAACAAGGCAUUUUCUAAACAUCCACAAGCACAUUUCAUCAACAAUCGAUCCAUGGAGAUAUUCCGCAAGAUUGAUGGCCUUGUUGAAGAGAUUCAAAGGUCUCAACCACCAGUAGACUUAUGGAGGAAGUUCAUAUAUUGUACCUCCCUCUCUGGUUCAAUUCUUGGAUCUGUAGAUCACAUACAACCUCAAGAUCUUGAGCAUGUUGUCAGCCCAGUCUCAGUUGCACACUUCUCACAGUACAAGCUAACCAUGUUACUACUCAAGCAACUUGAAAAUCUAGGCUUCCAAACAUGUGCAUUUGAAAGCUCAGAAGGAAAUAAGCCGUCUUGUGAAAAGAAAAUAUUGAUGGGUCAUGAGUGUGUAUCCAUCGACACCAGCAAUGACUUCGUAACUGUAACUGCUUCUUCUGUCAAUAAUGGAAAGCAUGUAGAAAAGAAUAUCAACUGUAACAUCCUUAUUGGUACAGAUGGAGCAGGAAGCACUGUGAGAAAGCUUGUAGGAAUAGAUAUGAGAGGUGAGAAAGACUUGCAAAAACUUGUCAGUGUCCAUUUUCUUAGUAAAAGCCUUGGACAAUUUUUGCUUAAGGAGAACCCUGGUAUGCUUUUCUUUAUCUUCAAUACUGAAGCAAUUGGGGUCCUUGUUGCUCAUGAUCUCAGGCAAGGAGAAUUUGUUUUGCAGAUACCGUUUUAUCCACCUCAGCAAACAAUUGAGGAUUUCGGUCCAAAGGCAUGUGAGAAGUUAAUCAGCAAACUUGUUGGGCGAGAGUUUGAAGAUGUAGAUGUUAUUGAUAUAAAGCCGUGGAUUAUGCAUGCUGAAGUUGCUGAGAGGUUUAUAUGUUGUGGCAACCGAAUAUUUCUUGCCGGUGAUGCUGCUCAUAGAUUUCCGCCUGCUGGUGGAUUUGGAAUGAAUACUGGUAUUCAGGAUGCCCAUAAUCUUGCCUGGAAAAUAGCUUCUGUGAUCAAGGGUAUUGCCCCAACUUCAAUGCUAAAUACCUACGACAUGGAACGUAGACCAAUCUCUGUAUUCAAUACAAGGUUAAGUCUUGAAAACUAUACAGCUGCCAUGUCUGUUCCUGCUACACUCGGUCUCAAUCCAACUGUUGCAAACACAGUACAUAAACUUAUUAUUAAUGGGGUUGGUUCCGUCUUACCAUCCGGAUUGCAGAGAGUAGCUUUGGACGGAAUUUUUGCUAUAGGCCGUGCACAGCUCUCUGAUUCUGUUCUAAAUGAAAGCAACCCCCUUGGAUCCUCAAGGUUGGCUAAGCUAAGACAUAUAUUUGAAGAAGGAAAAAGCCUUCAACUUCAGUUCCCUGCUGAAGAUCUUGGUUUUAGGUACCUACAAGGAGCAAUUAUGCCAGAGAGUGGUGAUGUUGAGAGUCCUCCACAAGUACCCACAGGUCGUCGGAGGGACUAUAUCCCUUCAGCACAACCAGGAUCUAGACUGCCUCAUAUGUUUGUGAGAGUAAACCCAUUGAGCGAGGAGAAGAUUUCUACGCUUGAUCUUGUGUCUGGAGAUAAAGUUGAGUUCAUUCUCAUCAUAGCACCUGUGAAGGAAUCUUAUCAUUUAGCUCGUGAAGCGUUCAAGGUGGCUGAAGAACGACAAGUUUCUCUCAAAGUGUGUGUUUUUUGGUCUACUGAUUCUGUUGAAGGACUUGAUAAAGUAAGUAAAGAAGCAUUAUCACACUGGAAGAAUUAUGCAGACGUUGUUGAAGCUUCUUCAACAACUUCAAAUUGGUGGGAUAUGUGUAACAUGACAAACAGAGGGGCUAUUUUAGUUAGACCUGAUGAACAUAUUGCCUGGCGUACGAUUUCAGGACUUGCUGGAGAUCCUAGGGCGGAAAUGCAGAGGAUUUUUUCUGCUAUACUUGGAGUACACUAGUAAAAUAGGCAAAUACAAAUUUGUAUUGAUUCUUUCAGGAAUACUACUUUUUUAGGUAGACCCAUUAUUUUUGUCAUGGGUUGUGAUAAUAAUGAAUCUACCUCUAAGGUUGUUCAAAGUGUUCUUUUUAAAAAUUAUUAGUGUAUUUAAUUUAAUUUUGAUUGGAUUUUGAAUUCUGAUGUAGUUGAUCCAAUACCAUAUGGUGUUUGUUAGGCGA
Molecule: messenger RNA, 2662 nt
Organism: Cicer arietinum (chickpea)
Lineage: Eukaryota; Viridiplantae; Streptophyta; Magnoliopsida; Fabales; Fabaceae
Biological process (GO): ubiquinone biosynthetic process
Cellular component (GO): mitochondrion
Molecular function (GO): 3-demethoxyubiquinol 3-hydroxylase activity; FAD binding
Source: RefSeq, a predicted model, not a curated record